AUGUUAGCCAUUAUUCUCGUUUGCAAGAGCGAAGAAGCUAAUCCAGAAAUCAUCUCCUGGAAUACAUUUGGAUCCAAAAGCUUGUCACAUGCAGAAUGGCAAAAACAAGUUCUUGAAUUCUGGACACCCGCGAGGAUGCGUAAAGCGAAACCAAUGGAAGUCCUGCGAAAGAAUAUUACAUUCACACAAUCAUCUGAAAAAUCUUUCUUCCAUGUAUUACCCAAUACAAAUGGACCACUCACUCUCAUCGAACCUAGAGCUCCUGAUAAUAUAACAUUUCGAAAUCGACUUAUAGGCCUCAUCCCUAAAUCAAGGAUAACAGUGGGCAAACUUUUUUUUAUCGUUCCGGGAGGAUAUGCAACAUGUUCGGCCUCAGUUGUGACGUCAGCAACGAUGAGUCUUGUAGUGACGGCAGCUCACUGUUUACUCGAUCAUACGACUCGCACUUGGUUUUAUAAUUGGAUAUUCGUACCUGCAUAUAGUAAUGGUGUUGCUCCACUUGGAAGAUGGGUUGCAAUAGGUGCAACAUUACUUAAAGCAUACUAUAACACAGUCGGCAUAUCUCCAAACCAUAAUUAUGAUGUUGGAUUUUUGAUAAUUCUUCCUCAGAGUUGGAUUAAGAUAGCACAAGUGACUGGCAGUCAAGGCCUUAAAUUCAAUGCACCUCGCAAGAAGUUAACUUAUUCAGCUGGGUAUCCCCAGAAUAUAGCUAAUGGUGAAAUUCUGAGUUCUUGUACCUCUGUAGCAACGGUAGCACCAUGCCGUGUACCUGGUUACAUUGGACAAGCAAUACAAUGCGGUAUGGGACACGGAUGCUCAGGUGGACCUUGGAUAGUCGAUUUUAUUGGUGCAACUGGACUUGGUUUUGUCAAUUCAGUGAACAGUUUUGGUUGUGUUAGGGCCCCCAACAAGUUACAUGGUCCAUUCUUUGAGAAAAACAUCUUGGCUUUGUACAAUUUCGCAAACACGAAACUUUAA
Molecule: messenger RNA, 978 nt
Organism: Rotaria sp. Silwood2
Lineage: Eukaryota; Metazoa; Rotifera; Eurotatoria; Philodinida; Philodinidae
Source: the annotation of a GenBank genome assembly